AUGGCCAAUGAGGAUGCACAGAGCAGCAAUAAGGGCAUGAUCAUGGAACUUAUCGCUAUAAAGAAAAACAUACUUUCGAAAAUGUCGAAUAAGCUUGAAGAGGUGUUUAGCCAGGUGCCUUCAGAUGUCAGAAAACUGCCUCUGCUCUUGUUGAUGCAAGCACUAGAAAAGAAUUACAUAGGCGACUCAAUAAUAAUCAAGAAAAACGUAAAAGACAAAAAACAUUCCACAUCCAGAAACAUAACAAAGCGGCCUUCAGUAAUGCUACAAGUCGAGGAUCAAUCGUUUGUGUUUGACGGGUGCGCCUUGAGAAUGGUUGGCAUGGGAAACGGCGAAGAAGAAUAUAAAGGCAUGGUUGAUGAAAUCAAUAACAUACUCAAAAAACACAUGAGCAAAACAGCAUGA
Ordospora pajunii is the source of this 405-nucleotide messenger RNA. RefSeq lists its product as uncharacterized. The transcript has a single exon. The record is from RefSeq and is a predicted model, not a curated record. Lineage: Eukaryota; Fungi; Microsporidia; Ordosporidae. Bases 1 to 405 code for a protein of 134 amino acids.